GCACAAAUUAAAGUGAAGAACAUAAGCUCACAAAACUCUCUUAAAAUCGGACCUCUCUAGAAAUCAGUACUCUUCUGCUAAAAUUUCACCUUAAUCGAAAUCCCUCAAAUCAAAAUGUGAAUCUCAUUUGUCAGGCAUUUGAUAAUCUACAGGAAUACAAAAAAAAUAACACAGAAAGAAUCAUUUGAAGCCUAUUUGGUGUUCACAGAAUCUCAACUAUUUCUUUUUCUGGACUCUUUCGCAAUGGUGUUUUUACACUAGUAUCCAGGAGCAAAAGAGUUCUAGUUAGCCCUGAAGAUGACAAAGACCGUGGCUGGUAUGCCCGGUUUGUCGCUGCUCCCACUGUUGGUUUAGGGGUGAUGAGAACGUUCCCUUCCCUGAGAAGUGAAAUUUUGCACCAACCAUGGGAGUUGUGGAAGAUGUUCCCAAUUUUCGUGAUUGGGUAGACAAGCUGUUGAAGAUUGCACCAAUGGAUGGUAGAUCUUGGAAAACCCUUUCUCAACGUUUUGGUUGGAAAGUAAAAACUCAUGGAUUUGCUAUUCGAGGAGUCACUGCUGAGGCGGUCGCGACUUCUCGCAUCUCUUUGGAAAGGGCCCAAGAAAUAAUCUUAGGUUCUUCAUCGAAAAGUAAAGUCGUUGAUGACCAAGGCUCUGAAGAAGAGAAAGAUGGGGGCUUUUUGGUAACAAGGCCACGGGCUCGAAGACGCAUCAUUUCUGAUGAUGAAGAAGAAGCAUCCCCUCGCCGUUCUACUCUCCUUACCGAGUCUGUUGAGGCCCCGGUAGUAAUUUCUGAUGAUGACACUGCUCCCAUUGCUGCUCAUGAUUCUGUUGAGCAGCUUUUCAUCAGCGAGUUUGGUGGUGAAGGCUUAGGCCCAGUUCUUGAUGAAGCACCCCUGGCUUCUUUUUCUACACUCGUGUCUGUGACUCCUUCUUUGCUGAUCUCGGCUGUUUCCAUUCCUCCCUAGACUGUCUUUACUACUUCUAUUGUUCCUCCUUCAAUAAUUGCUCCUCCAAUCACCCCCCGUGCUGAAGUUGGCUCCACAAGCAGGAGUGGUGCUAUGAGGCAAGUGAUCAUUGAAGUCCCCGGUGAGGGCAAUCUUUUAAGGAAAUCGGGUCAAACAGAUGUAUAUCUAAAGCCCUUAAUUUGACCAAUUGAGAAAGCCAUACUAGAGAGCCAUAGUUCCUUGACCUUGAUGAAUGACAUUGUGCACGCUUCUCUAAAGGCAUUCCCCUUCUCUUUUGUUUUUUUUUAAAACUUUUACUUUGUAAUUUUUCUAUCUUUGGGGUUCUUAUUUCCCUUUAUUUAUCCCUUUUUAAGGCCAAUCUUAUUGGCACGGAGAUGAUGAAAAGGGUCGCCCUCUCAGAGUAGUUAGUGCGUGAUUCUCAAUUAGGGCGUAAAAUUGGAAGGAACAGUAUGAAAGCCUUCAGAUUGAUGUGGAAUAUUUAGAAGAAAGUAAGAGUACCUUGGAGUAGCAGGUUCAGGCCUUGACUACGGAGUUGGCAGUUGAAAAGGCUUCCUCAAGUCAAGUAGAUAAAGAAAAAGCUCGUCUUGAAACUUCUUUCUCAGAGCAGCUGUCAAAAGCUAGGGAAGAGAUUAGAGAGUUAAAGGCUCUCUUGGGUGAGAAAGAAGCUUAUGCUGGUGAGCUCGUGUAGAAUUUGACUCAGGCACAAGAAAACCUCCGAGCUUCUACUGAUAAGGUUUGUGCCUUAGAAAGUUCUCAUACCUCUCUUCAAGCUUCUUACACGUCUGCCUUGGCUGGAAAUGAAAAGUUAAAGAAUUAAAUUGUUGACUGGGAAAGAGAUUACGAAAUCCUUGGGGAUAAGUCUACCAUUGAAGUGAGUUGGGCGUUUUUGAAUUCUCGCCGUGAUACCCUAGUUGAGGCUAGCCAAGAAACUUUUAACUUGGAAUCUGAGUUAGCUAAAAUCAAUGAAACUAUUGAGAAGGCUCAGCAAACUCAAGAUUUUCCUUCUCCCGUGUCUGAG
Nicotiana tabacum (common tobacco) is the source of this 1982-nucleotide messenger RNA. RefSeq lists its product as uncharacterized. Lineage: Eukaryota; Viridiplantae; Streptophyta; Magnoliopsida; Solanales; Solanaceae. The record is from RefSeq and is a predicted model, not a curated record.